This is a messenger RNA of Hemisphaericaspora subhashii, 1788 nucleotides long. RefSeq lists its product as uncharacterized. The transcript has a single exon. Gene Ontology annotation, molecular function: xenobiotic transmembrane transporter activity; antiporter activity. The record is from RefSeq and is a predicted model, not a curated record. Gene Ontology annotation, biological process: xenobiotic detoxification by transmembrane export across the plasma membrane. Bases 1 to 1788 code for a protein of 595 amino acids. Lineage: Eukaryota; Fungi; Ascomycota; Pichiomycetes; Serinales; Debaryomycetaceae. Gene Ontology annotation, cellular component: membrane.
AUGUCAUCAAUACCAGAGAGAACACAUCAGUUCACUCAUUCAAAUAACCAAAGAAGAGCAUCUGUAGUCUAUGGAUCUGAUUUUGGUAAACAAGGAUUAUUCAUCCCAUCCGAUUUCUUUCCAUCAUCAUUACCAUCAGAUAGACAACACUACCAUCACUUUCCACCAACAACAGAUGAACAAGCAGUUGAAGAUUAUAUCCCAUCCUCAGAUGAGACCGAACCACUAUUACACGUCCCCAGUACUAUGGCUUUGCAUUUACGUAGAAAGCUGAGUGUUGCCCAAGAAUUAAUUGACCAAGAACGUGAAUUAUUAAACGAAAAUCAUAUUAGUUAUGUCGGUGGUGAUGAUCAAGUAAUUGAAGCAUUUGAAGAUGCGGUAUCAAAACAUAAAAUCACAGGUACUACUCCAAUAAUUGAACUUAAAUCAUUGGUUAGGUCUUCAGUCCCAUUAGUGUUGACUUUUUUAUUACAAAAUUCCUUAUCUACCGUUUCAGUUUUCAUGGUUGGUCAUUUAGGUGCAACUGAAUUAGCUGCCGUUUCUAUGGGUGCCAUGACAGCAAAUAUAACAGGAUAUGCUACUAUUCAAGGUAUAGCCACCGCAUUGGAUACAUUAUGUCCACAAGCAUUUGGUGCAAAGAAAUAUACACUUGUUGGAACCUAUUUACAAAAAUGUUGUGCAUUAUUAUUUACAGUCAUGUUACCAAUUUUAUUCGUUUGGUUAUUCUUUGCAUAUGAUUUAAUAACCCUAAUCUUACCCGACAAGGAAACGGCAAAACUUUCCGCAGUCUAUUUACAAAUCGUUUCAGCCGGUAUACCAGCAUAUGUCCUUUUCGAAUGUGGGAAACGUUUCCUUCAAGCCCAAGGUAUCUAUCACAUCUCAACCUAUGUCUUAUUAUUCGCCGCGCCAUCCAACUUACUCAUGAACUAUCUAUUAGUCAAACACAUCGGAUAUCUCGGUGCACCCAUCGCCGUGGCCAUAAACUAUUGGUUCAUGAUCAUUGGGCUCAUGUUAUGCAUCCUCUUCUAUAUCAAACCAGAAGACACUCCAACCGGAUUACACCCCCUCAAAUGCUGGGGAGGUCUCAACAUCCGUGAGGCAUUCAAGGGUUGGGGAAAACUCGCCCAAUUGGCCAUUCCGGGACUUAUUAUGCUUGAAGCUGAAUUCUUGGCGUUUGAAAUCAUGACUUUGUUAUCAUCAUAUUUGGGUACGAUUGCACUUGCGGCCCAAUCUAUAGGUACUACUAUGGCGGCAUUGACAUAUCAGAUUCCAUUUGCGAUUGGGAUUGCUUCAAGUACUAGAAUUGCCAAUUAUUUGGGUGCCGGUUUGGGAUCGGCUGCCAGGACAACCGUUAAGGUUUCAUUAUGUUUUGGACUUGUGAUUUCGACGAUUAAUUUCUUGUUAUUAUAUGUAUUCCAACGUCCAAUCGCAAAAGCGUUCACUAAUGAUGAGGAUGUUAUUAGGACUGUAUCGGGAGUUAUGUGGUUAAUCGCCCUUAUGCAAAUUCUGGACGCCAUGAAUGCCAAUUCAGCAGGAUGUUUGCGAGGACAAGGGCAGACUAAGAUUGGUGGAAUUGUGAAUUUGUUUAGUUAUUAUGUGGUCGGAUUACCAUUGAGUGUAUAUUUGAGUUUUUAUUCUCCUUGGAGUGGAAGUUUGCAUGGAUUAUGGAUUGGUAGUUGUGUGGCGUUGACUAUUAUUGGUGGGGUACAGAGUUAUUAUGCCCUUUUUGCUGAUUUUGACAAGCUUUGCGAGGAUGCUAGAAAGAGAACUUCAGUGGAGCAUGUCUAA